Molecule: messenger RNA, 1089 nt
Organism: Paralichthys olivaceus (Japanese flounder)
Lineage: Eukaryota; Metazoa; Chordata; Actinopteri; Pleuronectiformes; Paralichthyidae
Product: low choriolytic enzyme-like
Biological process (GO): proteolysis
Molecular function (GO): metalloendopeptidase activity; zinc ion binding
Source: RefSeq, a predicted model, not a curated record
ACUGUGAUAAUGAUGGAGCAGAGCUGCUCAGUCGUGUUCAGUCUGCUUCUCGCUGCACUUGUAUUUGUAGAAAACCCUAAAGAUGUCAACUCCAGUCCUGUUCCUGAAGCCAGUCAAGCACUUCAAGAAGACUGGCUCAUCACAGCAUUGCUUUAUAUGGAGUCUAACCCAGAGACAUUACAAGAGCUGCUGUCGAAGAACUAUGCAGUGUUGGAGGGUGACAUGAUGUUGUCGACUGACAGGAAUGCUGUGGGACAUACAUGGCCAACACAGAAGAUACCAUACGUUAUCAGCCUGGAGUUAGCCAGUCGGACAGAGGACAUCCUCUCUGCUAUCGCCAUGGUUACUGAACACACAUGUCUGACCUUUCACAAAAGAACAACAGAGACUAACCACCUGCUCUUCAAGAUCGGCAAAGGAUGUGCGUCAUACGUGGGCUUAGUUGGCGGCGAGCAGCCUGUGUUUGUCGCUCCUCAGUGUAUUAUUGGUAACAUUGUCCAUGAGAUUCUUCACGCGUUGGGUUUCCACCAUGAACACACGAGGAUGGACCGUGAACAAUACAUCACCAUUUUCCCUGAUAAUAUCAUGAAAGGGAUGCAGAGAAACUUCAAUAAGCAGCAAGGAAACACUUUUAAUCUUCCUUAUGACAUCACAUCCAUCAUGCACUACGGAGGAGGGUUUUUUUCAGCAAAUGGUCAGCCCACCAUCGUGUCAAUAAAAGACAUAAAGGAGAUGGGACAGAGGGCUAAAAUGACACAGCUGGACAUCCAGAAAGUUCGUCACCUCUACAAGUGUGAUGCAACAGAAACACAGACUGGGAAGGGAAGUGGUGAAGCAGACAAAGAAGGCAGUACGUCAAAUGCUGAGGAGGAUACUAACUCCAUGAUCCAGGAUGUGAAGGUCUUCUUCAACAGCACCAGCAGAGGAAACCAGAGUAUUGUUCCUGCCGGGGGAUAACCAGAGGAAAAUCGCACCGCUUCACAGCAGCACCUGGACACUGCCACUGGAGGGCCCAAUAAUACCAGCCAGCAAACAGGUUUACGCUGAGCUGUGAUAAAAUCUUUUAAUAAAACUCAAAUAUUCAAACCA